AUGCCGAACCCCGUCGUCCCCAAGAUGACCUCCGACACAAUCCCCAUAUCCGGGCUCGACGAGCUGACCGCCCACCUCGACGACCUCGUCUCCUCCCCCGAAACGCCCCUCCAACCAAAGAUCCUCGACGACGUCGAGCUCCAGCUCACGGAAGCAAACAUCCCCCCCCUCCUCCCAACGCUCCUCCCGCGCCUCACCACAACCCUAAAAACGACCCCCCACGACCCCUCCCCCGUCGUCUCCCUGACGAUAAAACUCCUCUCCCCGGUCCCCUUCACCCACACCCUCCAGCUCGCCGACGAGUCCUCCCUGAUCACGGCCCUGCGCUCCCCGGCCCCCUCCGCGAACCUCCUCGCCCUCGCCAUCCUCGAAAAGGCCGCCGCCGCCCCCUCCGACGCCGCCAUCCUCUCCCUCAUGCCCCGCGUCGUCGCCGAGCUGCUCCGCCGCUGGCUCUCCGCCCCGCAGGUCGAGGUCGGCGAGAGGGCCGGCCGCGUCCUCGGCGACCUGCUCGAGACGGACUGCGAACUGCCCCCGCCGAGCGCGCUGCCGAGCAUAAGCGCCGGUUUUGAGAUCGUACCGCGACAACGACGACCGAGGGCGCCGGGACAGGGGCGGAUGUGGCGGCGCGUGUUCCACGACCGGGAGAUGUUCGGGCUCGUCCUCUCCCUCGCAAAAGGCGUGGACCCCGAGGACGAGGACGCCAAACUCUCGGAACACCAGCUCUCCCUCGCGCAGGGCCGCAUCCUCCGCGCCCUCCCGCGCCUGGCGUCGCUGAACAUGGUCGAGGUCGGCACGUCGCAGUUCCCGGAGCUGACGGGGUCGGCCGACGCGGGGCUGCUGCAGCUCGCGGCGCUGAGGAUGGUGGACAAGCGGGACACGCUGAUGCACCUGAGCCUGGUCGACUUCUUCGAGACGCUGGUGAGCGUGAUGCGCCUGGCGGACCGGAACCACCGGACGAUGGGCAUCCUGAGGGACCUCGUGCGGGAGGCGGGGAAGGACGACGAGAUGCUCCGGGAGGCGCUGAGGAGUCUGCCGGACCGGACGGUGCCGGAGGAGUCGGAGGAGUUGAGGACGUUUAUCCGGGACGUCAUGACGGGGAGAGGUUGA
Molecule: messenger RNA, 1107 nt
Organism: Colletotrichum karsti
Lineage: Eukaryota; Fungi; Ascomycota; Sordariomycetes; Glomerellales; Glomerellaceae
Exons: 2
Coding region: 1-1107 (368 amino acids)
Source: RefSeq, a predicted model, not a curated record